AUCUCUAGGCCCUUUACUCCUCUAAACCUAGAACCCCCUAUGAUACGCCCGGAGUGGGGGGUGCGGCUCUUGAUGCGGCCGACGGCAACACCGACGGUAACAUCGACGGCCGCAUCAAAGCCGCAUCCCCCGCGCCUUGCUUACCUCACAGGGACAGACAUAUUUCGGUUGUUUCAGAAGGGCAUUUUAUUACUAGACCAGUGAAUGACUCAUCGGCGAGCGAGACAAGAAAUAGCGCAAUGCACGUGGUCUUGACGAGCCUCGAGAAAAAUUUCACAGAGGCACAUAUACUCUAUACUUUACACAUUCAUUAUUUACAAUCCAAAAGUUUUAUACAGCUAGAACUAGCAGCAUGUCUAACAUAUUAUCACCGACCGAAAUGGGCCAAAUCCCGCCUAUUGAGAUACCCGCAUCUUCAAACAUCGUGACCGUACGUGUUAUUGACACUACUACCCGGUUGCAUAUGCCCGUGGGUACUAUGUUUGAUCCGCUUAUCAAGGGGCACACUACACUUGCGAGUCCGUCCUACUCUUUUCUGAUAGAAAAUGAGCGCCUGGAGCGUAAGGUUCUCUAUGACUUAGGAACACAACAAAAGUGGCAGGAGCAAGCUCCUUGCGUUGUAGACAUGAUUAGAACUUAUGGGUGGGAUGUCCGAGUUGAAAAAGAUGUCGCAGACAUUCUUGAAGAACACAGAGUAUCGCUCUCUGCGAUUGAAGCAAUCAUCUGGGGUCAUUGGCAUUGGGAUCAUCUUGGAGAUCCUUCGACAUUUCCAACUUCUACUGACGUUGUUGUUGGUCCUGGGUUUUUAGAAGAGUUUCUUCCGGGAGGCAAACCCAUAGAAGACUCCCCAAUAAAGGAAGAGUACUAUAAGGAUCGUAACCUUAGGGAGAUUUCGGAAGCACAUUUUAACCUAAAGUUUGGUGAAUUUGCUGCCUUCGAUUAUUUCGGAGAUGGCAGUUUCCUUCUUAUUAACAGUCCUGGUCAUGCUAUUGGCCACAUGUGUGCACUCGCUCGAACUACUACCAAUCCGGAUACGUUUAUUUUCAUGGGAGGUGAUAUUGCAAGCCAUGCCGGUGAAUUCCGUCCUACCAAAUACGUGCCACUGCCUUCGUUAAUAUCGCCCAACCCUCUCAACUUCUUGUCGCCAAAGCCUUGUCCAGGUCACCUUUUUGAGAGUAUCCACCCUCAAAGGUGUGGUAACUCACCUUUUUAUCGUAUGGGAACUUGGCCAGAUGGAGAUCCAACAAACGAAGAUGUACCAGCUGCAGUUGAAAGCCAGCAGAAGCUGCAACUUGUUGAUGCGCAUUCGGACCAAGUUUUUGUCAUCUUAUCUCAUGACGAAAACGUGGGGGAUGUGAUCGAUUUCUUUCCGAAGAUAGCAAACGGGUGGAAAGAGCUAGGUUGGGGUGAUAAAGCUAGAUGGAUGUUCUUAGGAGACUUCAAAGAAGCUAUUACCGAGUAGUGACCCCCAAAUGGGCUCAAUGCAAUCAUUUCAGGGCCAAGGACAAAAUCUAGUGUUAAUGCGAUAAUUCUAAGGGGUUUACUAUUUUAUAAUAUGUUAUAGAUUUAACAGAAUCUAACAAGUCUUUUUAUACUUUUUUUACCUUUUUUUUAGGAUGCUUAGCUAGA
This is a messenger RNA of Pseudogymnoascus verrucosus, 1629 nucleotides long. RefSeq lists its product as uncharacterized. Bases 353 to 1462 code for a protein of 369 amino acids. The transcript is spliced from 3 exons. The record is from RefSeq and is a predicted model, not a curated record. Lineage: Eukaryota; Fungi; Ascomycota; Leotiomycetes; Thelebolales; Thelebolaceae.